AUGUAUUAUUUACUCGCACCCAUCCUGCUCUGCCUGGGCUUUUUGGCCACAACAUCAACUGCCGACUGCCCCUUGGCAUCCCUCACCACCGCAUCAAACACUUACACUGAAGCCCAAGCCGCCGGAGACCCGGCUACCGUCCAAGCCUUGGGAGCGUCGACCUUAACAUACACGGAAAACUUCAAUCCAUCUACCCUCGCAACGGGCAUCCUUUCUCAGCCCCUCAAGCUCGACCACAACCGCAGCACUCACGAUACAGUCAACUGUGCCACCUUCACCGAGCUCAUCGUCACCAAUGAGGCACACCCCUACGUAAUUGCCUCGCAGCUGAGUUUUGACAACUCUACCGCCACCCCUACACUCAAUAAAAUCGAGACAAUCAUCACCGACUCCAACGAUUGGCUUUUCAACGCCACCGGCACGCUGUACUGGGCCAGCCGGGAAACCUGGACCCCGAUCCCGGAGGCGCAACGCGACACCCGGGCCACGAUCCAGGCGGCUGCUGAUGCAUACUGUGACCUAUUCAACGAUAAGAGUGUGGUCGUACCGUGGGGAACACCGUGUGCCAGGUUAGAGGGAGGGGCGUACACAGGAACGGGGUCGGCAACGGACCGGUGCGAUGUGGGCGUGCCAGAUGGGGUGCCGAUUACGAAUCGGAGGUAUGUGAUUGAUGAGAGCUUUGGGACGGUGGAUGUGUUCAAUACGUUUGCGGGGAAUGUUCCGGACAGCCAUGAAUUCAGGAUUGAAGGGGGGAAGAUUCGAUAUGUCCAUACCUUGAGUGUCACUGGGACGUAG
This is a messenger RNA of Pseudomassariella vexata, 795 nucleotides long. RefSeq lists its product as uncharacterized. The coding region runs from base 1 to 795 and encodes 264 amino acids. The transcript has a single exon. The record is from RefSeq and is a predicted model, not a curated record. Lineage: Eukaryota; Fungi; Ascomycota; Sordariomycetes; Amphisphaeriales; Pseudomassariaceae.